UUAAUACGGAAAAAAAAAAAAAAAAAAAAAAAAAGUCCUAACUCGAGUGAACAAUUUGCGGCCACGUUAACUCGAUUUUAAAAAAGUCGAGUCACCCAAGCAAUUCAAUUGACUCAAGUUGUUAAAAAAAAAAAAAAAAAAAACCUGAAAUUCCUAGCUCAAAAAAGCCAACAUGGCAAGACACGUCGGUGCAAGUGCGGUUCUUUUGUCAGUUGCCCUUUUGUUCGUCGGAUUGAGCGGUGGCGGGAUCUGGCCGGCCAAGGCCGCCGCCUGUGACCAUUUCUUAACCACGGUUAUUUUCGUUAUCACCGGGGGCAUCUUUUUUACCGGGGUUGUGAUCUGCUGCUCCGAAGAGGACAACUGGUGCAUCUUGUGCCCGGCCGGGUGUUUAAAAAUGCUGUUCGUUUUGCUGCUGUUGGCUAUUGGGAUCUUCGCGUUUGCGGUGUCCAAAGACGGCGGUGCGCAGUCCGUCGUCGGGUCGGGAUACAAGCAGUUCGAUCUCGAUGGAUACUCCACGUGGCUGCGCCACAGAGUGCGCAACGAGGCUGUCUGGAAAUCAAUCAAGGGGUGCAUAAUGAAGCGGGAGGAGUGCCAACAACUGCUCCAUGCGAGGCCUGACAAGACGACACGUGUCGUCAAGUUCAAUGAUCUGCAGUCGGGAUGCUGUAAGCCGCCCGACAUCUGCAGAUUCACCGUCAUCAACCAAUCGGAGUCGACCUACGCGCCGCCUCCCGAUGCCUCCUCAUCCUCUCUCUCAGAUGCGCUCGAUCGGGAUCCAGACUGCAGGCGAUUUGUGGUGGAUGGAGACGAGAAGUGUUUCGAGUGCGACUCCUGCAGAGCGGCGUUCCUAGAGACCUUGAGGAGGAGAUGGCGGAUCGUGGCCAUGAUUAGCAUCCCGAUCGCGGGUAUGCUGAUCUGCGGCGGCGGGGAGGAGGCCAGAAAACGCCAAUCCUUCGAACAGAACAGGCUCCGUGGAUGAUCGUGGACACGUGUCAGGGACAGGGAUCGGGAUCGGGAUCGGGAGGUGAUGGGAGUGACUAGGGAUCGGGAUAGGAAUCGUGGCCAUGAUUAGCAUCCCGAUCGCAGGUAUGCUGAUCUGCGGUCGCGGGGAGGAGGCCAGAAGACGCCAAUCCUUCGGACAGCACUCGCUCCGUGGAUGAUCGCGGACACGUGUCAGGGACAAGGAUCGGGAUCGGGAACGGGAUCGGAGUCGGGAUGAUGAAGUGUGUUGAAGUAGAGUCACCUGUCAAUAAGGCUGUCAUCGGGAUCGGGAGUUUAGUGAUGGGGAGUGACUAGGGAUCGGGAUAGGAAUCGUGGCCAUGAUUAGUAUCCCGGUCGCGACUAUGCUGAUCUGCGGCGGCGGGGAGGAGGGGAGAAGACGCUAAUCAUCGACAUGCUGCUUCUCCUUCGGACUGCGCGCGCGCGCUCCUCUGGUGAUGGCGGGCGGCGGUUCCUAGAGACCUUGCGGAGGAGAUGUCGGAUCGUGGCCAUGAUUAGUAUCCCGAUCCCGUCCAUGCUAAUCUGUGGCGGCGAGGAGGAGGCGGGAAAACGCUAAUCAUCAGCAUUCUGCUUCUCCUUCGGACUGCGCACGCUUUUUCGUGAUGGAAGGAGAGAGCAGAAGUGCUUCGAGUGCGACUGUUGCUGAGCGGCGCUCUUGGAAGACCUUGAGGAGAAGAUGGCGGAUCUCGAGGCCAUGAUUAGCAUCCCGAACCCGAUCACGUCUAUGCUGCUCUGCGGCCGUGGGGAGGAGGAGGGAGAGAGUAAUCAACGUCAACGCUGAUC
Chara braunii is the source of this 1782-nucleotide messenger RNA. Lineage: Eukaryota; Viridiplantae; Streptophyta; Charophyceae; Charales; Characeae. The record is from the annotation of a GenBank genome assembly.